GGCGCGGGACCUUGCAGUCAAUUCCCGGGACCUAAGUCCAGCCUCACCUGUGUGAACUGCACGCCGCCCUCAGCCAUGCACUGUGUCCGCGUCCCGCUCGCUACCAUUGGGAACCAGCAGCAGCCGCUGCAGCUCUCGCCCCUGAAGGGGCUCAGCCUAGCGGAUAAGGAGAACACGCCACCCGCUCUCAACGGCACCCGCGUGCUGGCCAGCAAGGCGGCCCGGAGGAUCUUCCAGGAGGCGGCGGAGUCGGUGGAGCCGAAAACUAAAGUGUCUGCCCUCAGCGGGCAGGAUGAACCACUGCUGAGAGAAAACCCCCGCCGCUUUGUCGUCUUUCCCAUCGAAUACCAUGAUAUCUGGCAGAUGUAUAAGAAAGCGGAGGCUUCCUUUUGGACAGCUGAGGAGGUGGAUCUUUCCAAGGACAUCCAGCAUUGGGAAGCCCUGAAGCCUGACGAGAAAUAUUUUAUAUCGCACGUUCUGGCUUUCUUUGCAGCGAGUGAUGGCAUAGUAAAUGAAAACCUGGUGGAGCGGUUUAGCCAAGAAGUUCAGAUUACAGAAGCCCGCUGUUUCUAUGGCUUCCAAAUUGCCAUGGAAAACAUACAUUCUGAGAUGUAUAGUCUCCUCAUUGACACUUACAUCAAAGAUUCCAAGGAAAGGGAGUUUCUCUUCAAUGCCAUUGAGACGAUGUCUUGUGUAAAGAAGAAGGCAGAUUGGGCCUUGCGUUGGAUUGGGGACAAAGAAGCUACCUAUGGAGAACGUGUUGUAGCUUUUGCCGCAGUAGAAGGAAUCUUCUUUUCUGGUUCUUUUGCAUCAAUAUUCUGGCUCAAGAAACGAGGACUGAUGCCUGGCCUCACGUUUUCCAACGAACUUAUUAGCAGAGAUGAGGGUUUACAUUGCGACUUUGCCUGCCUGAUGUUCAAACACCUGCUACACAAACCUUCGGAGCAGAGAGUCAAAGAAAUAAUUGUCAAUGCUGUUAGGAUAGAACAGGAGUUCCUCACGGAGGCACUGCCGGUGAAGCUCAUUGGGAUGAACUGCGGUUUAAUGAAGCAGUACAUUGAAUUCGUGGCGGACAGACUUAUGCUGGAGCUGGGUUUUAGCAAGAUUUUCAGAGUAGAAAACCCGUUUGACUUCAUGGAGAAUAUUUCACUGGAAGGGAAGACUAACUUCUUUGAAAAGAGAGUAGGCGAGUAUCAGAGAAUGGGAGUGAUGUCAAGUCCAACAGAGAAUUCUUUUACCUUGGAUGCUGACUUCUAAAUGAACUGAAGGUGUGCUUUUUGCUGAUUUCUCUUUCCUUUCUCAUCAGAAAAAGCCCUCUCACUCAGUGUAUCACCCGGCCAAAUGCCAUGAAUUAUCCAUAUGUUUGUUAAUAUUCAAAGCAACUUAAAACUAGCUACCUCUG
Rhinolophus ferrumequinum (greater horseshoe bat) is the source of this 1402-nucleotide messenger RNA. RefSeq names its product ribonucleotide reductase regulatory subunit M2 (gene RRM2). Gene Ontology annotation, molecular function: ribonucleoside-diphosphate reductase activity, thioredoxin disulfide as acceptor. The transcript has 10 exons. Gene Ontology annotation, biological process: deoxyribonucleotide biosynthetic process. Lineage: Eukaryota; Metazoa; Chordata; Mammalia; Chiroptera; Rhinolophidae. The record is from RefSeq and is a predicted model, not a curated record. Gene Ontology annotation, cellular component: cytosol. The coding region runs from base 76 to 1257 and encodes 393 amino acids.